Phycodurus eques (leafy seadragon) is the source of this 2280-nucleotide messenger RNA. It is a transcript of the gene fbh1, whose product is annotated as F-box DNA helicase 1. NCBI's taxonomy places the organism in Eukaryota, Metazoa, Chordata, Actinopteri, Syngnathiformes, Syngnathidae. Gene Ontology annotation, cellular component: nucleus. Gene Ontology annotation, molecular function: DNA binding; ATP binding; 3'-5' DNA helicase activity. Gene Ontology annotation, biological process: replication fork processing; double-strand break repair via homologous recombination. The record is from RefSeq and is a predicted model, not a curated record.
AUGAUCAACUCGGAGGAAAUAAAGGCUCGAAACAUUCUCCCCUUCACCUCCACCUGCACAGAAGGACUUAAUGGAGAGCGUGCACCCCAAGACGAGGACAGUUCGGAUGAAGACGAUGAGGACUUGUUGCCCUCAAACCUCGAGAGGGAGGAGGAGCCUGAAAACAAGGACAUCGACCACUUUGACGGAAUAACGGCCGAGAUGUUCGAAGACGGGUUUGACGGCUCUGAGAAGAUGGUGCACGAAGAGCCGACGGCGGAGGCCCCGCCCGAUGCCACCUCCGGGCUCCUGGGCAGCGGUAAGGAGCUGCUGCAACCUCGGGGCCACAUUGACGACCUCCCGGAGGAGGUGCUGAGGCAGAUCCUCAGCCUCCUCCCUGCUCGAGACAUGUACAGGAGCGCCGGACUCGUGUGGCAUCGGUUGAGGAUGCCAAGGAGACAAGAGGCUACAGUGACCGAGGUCAUCUUCUCAUUGCGCAGGAGCAGCAUCAUAAACCCCGAAAUACACGACAACAACAUCCGAAACCUCGUCAUUGCAAUGGCAAACCACAAGUUCGACGAGAGGGUGAAUCCGACGGAGGUUCUGGAGGGUUUGAAGAAACAUCGCUUUUUUCCUCAUGCGGAGGCCUCCAUCAGAUUACGCAUUCGGAAUGUUCCCAAGUGCCAAAAUCGUGAAAUUGAGGGCCCCAACCCGUUUGCAGCCACGGCGGUGAUACUCCUCCUCAGUGAGAGCGUCGACGACGUUCUGGCUUUGGUGACUUUGCUGAACGGCUGCAUGUCGUACAGUGCCGUCACCGAGUACCUCAGCCACAUGGCCACAGUGUUGCUCGCGGCCAGGCGGCAAAACGUUAAGAUCAGCGAGAGGUUGCAUUACAACAUCUACUAUGUUCUUCAUCUGAGGGAGAAUGGCCCGUUUUCUGUUAGCUCCCCAGAAAACAGGGGCUCGCACAUGAAGAUGACCUCCGAACAGAAUCAGAUCCUCAGUCACGACAUUCAGAAAGACCACUUGGUGAAGAUUGUUGCGUUUGCUGGCACGGGGAAGACGACGACGCUGGUCAAGUAUGCCGAGCAGCGGCCGCAUCUCCGCUUCCUGUACGUCGCCUUCAACGAGUCGGUGGCUAGCGAGGCCUCGCAACAUUUCCCGAUGAACGUGGACUGCAAGACUGUCCACUCGCUGGCCUACAGAGACAUUGGGAAAAUGUGAGACGCUUGCACAAUGAAAUGUCCAAGUACAAAAAAGAAGCUCACCUUUAAUCUGAACCCAUUUUCCAUCAACAUGGUCUUGCCCAAAGGCCGAGGGUGUUACGCCAAGGCCAAAGUGGUAGCCAAGACUCUCAACAACUUCAUGGCUUCGGUUGAGCCGACCAUCACCGUGAGCCACGUGCCUAGCGCGCGAGUGAGUCUUCGAGGCCUCAAGACUGACAUAAACGAAGAGGAAAAAGAGGUGAGAAGCGCUAUGCAAAGAGGGGGCAAAUACUUUUUCAUGGCACUGUCUUCUUUUAUUGACCAGAAUUUCCGCUUUGGCGCGGAGAUCGCCUACGUGGGUGCCAGCUUCCUCAGCGUGUGCAAGGAAGUCCAAAAGAUUCUCGUCGGAGGAAGGCAGAAAGGGGGUGUGUUUGAUGAAAAAGCAGCCCAGGCCCAACAGGAUGUGGCCAAUGGCAAGAGUCCUGCCAAGGGAAACACAGCCAUCUUGUUCAGGUGCAAUUUUGGCGUGUUCAGCGAAGCUGUGCUGCUGACCGAGGCCAACACGGAAAAAAACUCCUUUAGGUCGCUGAAAUACUACGCCCAGAAGAUUGAGGACCGCGACCUGAAGGCCAAGAUCACCAUUGUGACCAAAUACAAAAGUCGCAUCCCAGAGCUGGUCAAGUGCCUGAAGAAGCAUUCGGAGGAAAACGCUAAAAAAGCAGGAUUCAUACUUGGCACAGUCCACAAAGCUAAAGGCCUGGAAUUUGACAUCGUGAUCGUCAGUGACGACUUUGUCAGCAUUCCCUUCUCCAGACACAACAUCCACCAAUUCAACUUUCGCAUGAGUGAAAUCCCCCAAGAUGAAUGGAACCUGCUCUACAUAGCGGUGACUCGCGCUAAAACAACACUGAUUAUCACAAAGACCAUCCACCGCAUCAUCACACUGUCGAGCUCGACUGGCGUGUCACGCGAGGGCGCACUGUGCGAGUGGUGCCUGUGGACUCGCGUGGGCCCGAUCGCGCGCCUCAUGACCGACAGCGUGUUGUCCAGGGCUGAAGUUCCAGAUAGUUUCAUCCGGCCCAUCUCACCCUAUUAA